GGUGAGGGUGACUUUUGAGAGAUGGAAACAGGGAGGAGGGGCCUGGCCAGGAGGAGGAGCGCCAACUUCCUGGCUGAGAGGUCCAACUGCUCCCUGCUCAGCAGAGCUCCUGAGAGGAGAGGGGCAAGACCAUACUGUCUGUCCUCUCUCUGGAACUGUCUGCCUGUUGGGGCCCAGCUCUCCUCUCUGCCAACUCCACUUCCUUCUUCUCCACUCGCGUUAGAGAGCUGGAAGGGUCUGGCGGGCCACCCAAACGCACCAAGAUGCGAACCAAACAAACGAAAGGAAACCGAACCAAAGGAGACCAAACCAAACCCAGCCCAGCCAAACCAAAACGCUGCUCUCUGGGCUUUGGAGCCUUCCCGGUUCCCCUAAAACAUGUCCCCUGGCCCACCAAUUCCGUCUGGGUUCAAUUCUCAAGGCGCGAUGGAUGGCGUACAGUCCUGUACGCGAAGGGGCCCGGGAGAGAGGCAGGAGACACUCCCUGCCUGCCCGGAGUCGCGCGCUGAACGGGGCGAACGGCCUCCGCAGGCGCCCGCUGCUGCCCUCCGGUGGCCCGCGCCCUCUGCUGCUGCUCCUGGCCUCAGAAGUCGCGUCCAGCGUCCAGCGCAGCGCAGGCAGUCAGCGAGCAAGAGCCCGAAGCUCCGAGUGAACUAUUAAAGCAGCAAACUCCAGGCUCAAUGGGAAGGCGGCCUUGCCCUCGCGCUCCCCCUGCAGGCCAGCCCCGCAAUCGUCAGGCUUCAGCAUGCUGCCUGUGCAUAUAUUCCUGGUGGGAGGGGUGAUGCUGAGCUGCAGCCCAGCCAGCUCACUUGAUUCUGGUAAAUCUGGGAGCCUGCACCUGGAGCGCAGCGAAACCGCGCGCUUCCUAGCAGAGCUCCGAAGCGUGCCGGGUCACCAGUGCCUGCGGGACAGGACCGAUUUCCCAUGUCCCUGGAAGGAAGGAACUAACAUCACACCGAUGACUCUGGGAGAAACCACCAGUUGCUACUCCCAGACCCUCAGGCAGGUCCUCCACCUCUUUGACACAGAGGCCAGCAGAGCUGCCUGGCACGAGAGGGCGCUGGACCAGCUACUAUCUAGCCUGUGGCGUGAGCUGCAAGUGCUGAAGAGGCCAAGAGAGCAGGGCCAGUCCUGUCCACUGCCUUUUGCCCUGGCCAUCCGCACCUACUUCCGAGGGUUCUUCCGCUAUCUGAAGGCAAAGGCACACAGCGCUUGCUCCUGGGAGAUCGUCAGAGUCCAAUUGCAAGUGGACCUUCCAGCGUUCCCACUGUCUGCGAGAAGAGGCCCAAGAUGAGGAGAAGCCCCGUGCAGGAAUCUCUCUGCUCUCGUGACACCACGCUCCCUCUCUCCAUUCAAAGCAGACACACGGAUUCGGAUUCAGCACCAACAGGCGAAAUGGGCGUGCAUCGACCAAGAACAUCGAGUUCUUUAUGUCUUCCCUGCCAGAGGCCCCGAAGCAUCCUACUGUACAUCAUACACUGCAAAAGAUGUUUGUAAGAAAACCUGUGCUCUUUCAUUUGAGGUGGCUUCUGAAUAAAUUGAUGAUCUCGGUUUUC
This is a messenger RNA of Mus musculus (house mouse), 1556 nucleotides long. Its product is annotated as predicted gene 13275. Gene Ontology annotation, molecular function: cytokine receptor binding; cytokine activity. Gene Ontology annotation, cellular component: extracellular region. Gene Ontology annotation, biological process: defense response; defense response to virus. Bases 746 to 1294 code for a protein of 182 amino acids. The transcript has a single exon. NCBI's taxonomy places the organism in Eukaryota, Metazoa, Chordata, Mammalia, Rodentia, Muridae. The record is from RefSeq and is marked inferred.